Messenger RNA from Coffea arabica (coffee), 16966 nucleotides. NCBI's taxonomy places the organism in Eukaryota, Viridiplantae, Streptophyta, Magnoliopsida, Gentianales, Rubiaceae. The record is from RefSeq and is a predicted model, not a curated record.
AUACAGAGAAACCAGAAAGGUAGCUUGAAGGUCAUAGCUGUUAAAAGAAAAGAUUUUUCUUCAUAGAACGUGGAAAGCUCAUUUGGAUACUAUAUUUUGUUAAUAAUGGCAAUUGACGGGAGCUUUCAUCUUCAUUUUGAGCUCGAGAGGUUUCUUUCUCGAUGCCCAAGGCUUGCUUCUAUACCCGAAUUUGACUACUUAUUAAAGAAGGCAGACAAGGUGACAGAAGAAGAGGUGGUGAAGGCAGUGGGGGAAAUAUUCCUGCACCCAAAUUAUACUAUCCCGUUGGUGGGAUGUUUCCGUCCUAUAGUGCAUAAGAUCGUGGAAAGGACUGUUUCAUUGCUUCAUUUGGUGCCUGACUUAAGGUCAAAUUCAGAUGAUUCCAUGGUAGAAUUUAACGAGGAUAAUGUCCUUAGAGAAGAUGAAGAUUUGGACAAUACUGAGUUUAUGCAUGUUGUUGAUGUAUAUGCAAGAAGUGGGAAGGGCUUGAAUCUCCACGAGCUUGCUUGUCUAGCUUUUUGUCGGGCAUUAGAUAUGGUCCCUUUUCUACUCCGGCUUGUGUUGGAUUAUUUUCAAUUUGCACCCCCGCCAUUUGAAAGGAUUAAGUUAACAAAAUAUUCUUUCAAGGAACUGGCUAUGGGAGGAAGCCAAUUGCUGAAUGUGGUACGAGCUUCAUAUCGUCUCCUUUUAGCAGCACCAGGAGUUUUCACCACAUUUUGGGACUGGUCCUCUUUCUUGGACAUCGUACAACUGCUUGCAGAUAUUGAACAUGAGGAUGAGGAGUUGAAGAGGAACCUACAGGACCUGAGGUGGUGCAGUGUUCAAAUACUAUCCAUGGUUCUAAAGACAAGGGAUAGAGCAUCUUCAAACUUUGGGCUUCGCUCUGGAGAAGCAUUUUUGUGUUUAUUGCGCUGGCAAGAAUUUUGUCAAGAUAUAGCAUUGGAGAGAGCGGGCUGGUAUCUUGGAAUUUCUGCUGGAAGACAACUGGAUGCAAUGACUGAUAACCUUAGUCCUGAUCUUAAGAAUUUCAGCAAUAGUUUGCCUGUAUUUGCUUCAGAAUUUCAUGACUUUUUACCAGCAAAUUGGAGCAUCAGCAACGUGACAUGGAGAAAUACAAAGCCUUUCGUCUUGACAGAUGCACUGAAGAAAAGUUUUGAGAUGGUAGCUCUAGCUGUGAGUCAGAGAUGGCCUGUUCUUUUAUAUGGCCCUGCUGGUUCUGGAAAAACUGCACUUAUUAACAAGUUGGCCCAGGAACAGGGAAUCCAAGUAUUGUCUAUUCACAUGGAUGAGCAAAUGGAUGGAAAAACAUUGCUUGGAAGUUAUGUUUGUACAGAGCAACCUGGUGAGUUCAGAUGGCAGCCAGGUUCUCUUACACAGGCUGUUUGCAAUGGAUUUUGGGUUGUUGUUGAGGAUGUUGACAAAGCGCCUCCUGAUGUUCAAUCCAUCUUGUUGCCUUUAUUGGAGGGCGCAAGUUCAUUUAUUACUGGCCAUGGGGAGGCAAUAAGGGUGCAUGAGGGUUUUCGACUGUUCGCCACUGUGACUAGCUCAAAGUUGGACAUAUCAUCAAUCACAGAAGGAAAGAACGCAGUUGCUGCUCUUUGGCAUAGAGUGAUGGUUGGAGCCCCAGGAGAAAGUGAUUUGCUAAAUAUUGUGAGUGGAUGGUAUCCUGAAUUGGAUCCGCUGGCUGGAAAACUUGUAGAAACCUUUGCAAAGAUGAACCACCUAGCAGGAUUUCAAUUUGGGACUACUGCCUUUUCUGGUUCUCAUGGCAGGUUUUCGUUGAGAGAUCUUCUGAAAUGGUGCAGGAGAGUUGCAGGGUUGGGUUUAACCUUUCUUGGAGAUGGUCUGUCAUCUUUUGCUUGCAGUAGCAUCUAUAAAGAGGCUGUAGAUAUUUUUGCUGCCUUCGUAACUUCCACUGAAAACCGGUUAGCUUUGAUGAAAGAGAUUGCAAAAUUGUGGACAGUUCCCGUUGUGGAGACUUUGUAUCCUGUCAAUAAACCCGUGAUCCAAGAUCUGCGGAUUGAUUUACGUAUUGGGCGUAUUACCCUUAACCGUAUGCAAAUGGGAUUGGAUCAUGAUAAGAAGCCAUUUGUUGAGAUUCGCAGUUCAGUUCAUGUUCUUGAGAGAAUAGCUUGCUCUGUUAGGUUUAAUGAGCCUGUCCUUUUGGUUGGUGAAACUGGUGCUGGGAAAACCACCCUUGUGCAAAAUCUGGCUGCGAGAAUUGGUCAGAAACUUACAGUUUUGAAUUUGAGCCAGCAAAGUGACGUUGCAGAUUUGUUAGGGGGUUUCAGACCCAUUGAUGCUCAGUCUGUACUGAUUCCUCUAUAUAAAGAGUUCGAGAAUCUUUUUGUUGGUACAUUUCCAUCAAAGGAUAAUGGAGAAUUUUUGGCGCGCUUAAGGAAAUUUAUAGUUGACAAGAACUGGAAGAUGUUAGUAAAUGGUUUCCAGAAAGGGGUUAGAAAAAUUGUUGAAAUAGGAAGAUGUGGGUCGGGUAACAAACGCAAGAGGCCUUUAGGGGAGGAAGUGUUGAGAGGUUGGGAAAACUUUUCUUUGAAACUCGAGAGAGCUUAUGCACAAAUUAGUGGUUCAGGUGGAAUGAUAUUUUCAUUUGUAGAAGGAGCUUUUGUGACUGCACUUAAAAAUGGGGAGUGGAUACUGCUGGAUGAGGUAAAUUUAGCUCCUCCAGAAACUUUGCAGCGAAUUAUUGGUGUUCUUGAAGAAGAGAAAGGGUCAUUGUGUUUGGCUGAAAGAGGUGACAUCGACUAUAUACCUAGGCAUCCCAACUUCCGGAUAUUUGCCUGCAUGAAUCCUGCAACUGAUGCAGGUAAGAGGGAUUUACCAUUCUCAUUGAGGGGCAGAUUUACAGAAUAUUUCGUUGAUGAUGUGUUGGAUGAUGAUGAUCUAGUCUUGUUUAUAAGUCAGUAUAUGGAUGAUGUUCAUUCAAAUAGUGCUUUGGUAAGUAAGAUAGUGCAGUUUUACAAAGCAGCAAGGAAGGAAUCUGAUGAAAGGCUGCAGGAUGGUGCCAACCAGAAGCCACAGUACAGUUUGAGGUCUCUUUACCGUGCUUUAGAAUACACCAGGAAGGCAAGAAGGAAAUUUGGAUUUCAAAAAGCUUUAUAUGAUGGGUUUUGUAUGUUUUUCCUGUCUCUGCUGGAUGAACCUAGUGCCAAGUUGAUGAACCAAUUGAUAUUGUCAUGCCUAUUAGGAGGAAAAGUACCUCAACAUGUUCCUUUUGAUGCUUACUUGAUGGUUAGUGGAAAUUCAUGCUCAGAUCCUUUGUUGGAGAGCUAUGUUCUGACGAAGAGUGUCAAAGAGCAUCUUAGUAACCUUGCCCGUGCCAUAUUUGUUGGAAAAUAUCCUGUCUUGUUGCAAGGACCAACAUCUAGUGGGAAGACCAGCCUAGUUCAGUAUCUAGCUGCAAUAACUGGACAUGAAUUUGUAAGGAUCAACAAUCACGAGCAUACUGAUCUUCAGGAGUACCUAGGAUCUUAUAUCACUGAUUCUAAUGGAAGGCUUGUUUUUCAUGAGGGUGCACUUGUUAAGGCUAUUCGAAAUGGUCAAUGGAUAGUUCUGGAUGAGCUUAACCUGGCUCCCUCUGAUGUAUUGGAAGCACUGAACCGAUUGCUUGAUGACAACAGGGAACUUUAUAUACCUGAGCUACGUGAAGUUGUCCGUGCACAUCCAGGUUUUAUGCUUUUUGCUACUCAAAAUCCACCUAAUAUCUAUGGUGGGCGUAAAAUGCUUUCUCGUGCAUUUCGCAACCGUUUUGUGGAGAUCCAUGUUGAUGAAAUUCCAGAGGAUGAGUUGAGCACAAUACUGGAAAAGAGGUGCAAAAUUCCUGCAAGCUAUGCUAAGAAAAUGGUUGACGUCAUGAAGGAGUUGCAAUUGUACAGGCAAAGUAGUAAGGUUUUUGCUGGCAAACAAGGAUAUAUCACUCCACGUGACUUGUUUAGGUGGGCAAAUCGUUUCAGAGUAUUUGGAAGCAGUUAUGAAGAUCUAGCCCGUGAUGGUUAUUAUCUACUGGCUGAAAGGCUACGCGAUGAGAAGGAGAGGAGAGUUGUUCAAGAAGUUUUGGAAAGACACCUACCUUUUAACCUUGCUGAGAAUGAGAUGUACAAUCUGGAUGCACUAGAUGGAGAGAAGAUUGUCUGGACUCGUAGCAUGUGCAGAUUAUAUUUUCUGGUUGAGCGUUGCUACAAAUUGCGUGAACCUGUUCUCCUUGUCGGUGAAACUGGUGGUGGGAAAACAACUGUUUGUCAAUUGCUUAGCGUUCUAUUGCAGUCCAAGUUACACAUUUUGAAUUGCCAUCAAUAUACAGAGACGUCUGAUUUUCUUGGGGGCUUCUAUCCUGUACGUGAGAGGUCAAGAAUUGCGACAGAGUUCAAAGCUCUAUGCCAUGAGUUAAUCUGUUCCAAGGCUUUUAUCAGUUGUUCUGGUGAAGUUGAGAUUUCUUCCGAUAUUAAUCAAGCUUCUCUGACUCUGGAUAAAAUCUCUCUGAUUAUCAAUGGUUACAGAGAAGGUCGAUUUUCCCAUCCUCAUGUCACCCUAGAUGAACUUGAGUACAUAGUGAAGAUUAAUGCAGGCUUAGCUGAGCUGCAUAAUAAGUGGCAGACCAUCUUUAUAUGGCAAGAUGGACCUCUAGUAGAAGCAAUGAAGAAUGGCGAUUUGUUUCUUGUGGAUGAAAUUUCUUUGGCUGAUGAUAGUGUGCUUGAGAGAUUGAACAGUGUUUUAGAACCAGAAAGGAAGCUGUCAUUGGCCGAGAAAGGAGGCUGUAAUUUGGAAACAAUCACUGCUGAUCCAAACUUCUUUGUGCUUGCAACAAUGAAUCCUGGCGGUGACUAUGGUAAGAAGGAAUUAUCACCUGCCCUUCGCAACCGAUUUACUGAAAUAUGGGUUCCUUCUGUCAGUGAGUUAAAUGAGCUUAGAUCCAUCGGUCUUGAGAGAAUUUCAAAUCCACAACUAACUUGGAUCGUGGAUGUCAUGCUUAAUUUUUGGGAAUGGUUUAAUCAUCUUGAAACUGGGAGAAUGCUUACAGUCAGAGAUUUUUUAUCCUGGGUAGCUUUUGUCAACAUGAGAGAGGAAUCUUUACCACAUGCGGAUGCAUUGUUACAUGGGGUAUUCCUUGUUUUGAUUGAUGGAAUAAGUUUAGGUACAAAUUUAUCAAAACUUGAGGCUGUGGACUUGAGGAAGAAAUGCCUUUCUUUUCUUCUGAAACAACUAGAGGAAUUCAACUGCAGCUUGAACCACCCUAAUCUCUCCUCUCUGGAGUAUUAUGGGUGGGCUGAUCCUGGUAAUUCUGCUGAUACACCAGUCCCAGAAAAUGAUAGCAUGCAAUGCGACAAUCGUUUCGGCAUCUACCCGUUCUACAUUGGAAUAGGUAACAAUAAUUGUCAAGUAAGGGGAUUUGAGUUUCUUGCACCAACUACUCGAAGAAAUGCACUGCGCGUGCUCCGUGCUUUGCAGCUUGCUAAGCCAGUUCUGUUAGAAGGCAGUCCGGGUGUUGGUAAGACCAGUUUAGUUGUUGCCAUAGGGAAGUUCUCUGGGCACUUUCCUUUCAUGAGUGACUGUUCUUUUUUAUACUGAUCCUUAACGUGGAGUGACCAUUUGACUCGUAAAAUAAUUUGUAAUAAUUAGGGUUUGAAUGCUAUUCUGGACCAUCGGGCUGAGGUCUUCAUCCCUGAGUUAGGUGCGACUUUCAAAUGCCCUGCAUCUUUUAGAGUUUUUGCUUGUCAGAAUCCUUCUUAUCAGGGUGGAGGGAGGAAAGGUCUACCAAAGUCAUUCCUGAACCGAUUUACCAAGGUUUACAUUGAUGAGCUCAUUGAGGAUGACUACAUAUCCAUAUGUACCUCACUGUACCCAUCAAUCCCUCGAUCUAUUCUUUGGAAGCUGGUUUUGUUUAAUAAACAACUUUAUGAAAAUACAAUGUUGUAUCACAAAUUUGCUCAAGAUGGUUCUCCGUGGGAGUUUAAUCUCAGAGAUGUUAUUCGUUCAUGCGAGUUGAUACAAGGUGCACACGAGAAUUUCCAAUCUGAUUGCUUCUUGAAUACAAUUUAUGUGCAAAGAAUGCGCACUCCAACUGAUAGAUUAGAAGUCAUAAAGUUGUAUGAACAGGUUUUUGGGCUUAAACCUUGCAUAAAUCCAUUUCCACGAGUGCAAAUCAAUCCUCAGUAUUUAGUCAUUGGAAACAUCUCUAUCCAAAGGAAUCCUUAUCAUGCUUGUGGAUUUUUUAAUGGUGAACUCAAAAUUUUGCCUGGGUUUCUUAGUAGUUUGGAGGCUAUCACUCAUUGCAUAGGGCAUCAGUGGUUGUGCAUAUUAGUUGGUCCACCUUCGUCUGGCAAGACUUCUUUGAUAAGAUUACUUGCUGAGCUCACGGGCCAUGUGCUUAACGAGUUAAAUCUUUCGUCUGCAACUGAUACAUCUGAACUACUGGGAUGCUUUGAGCAACAUAAUGCCUUACGCAAUUAUCGUACAAUUAUUGCUGUGGUUGAACGAUACAUGAGCGAGUAUUCCAGCCUGCAGUUAGAAUCUUCCACCGGGGAAUUUAUCAGACAAAAAGACCUCUAUAGUGAAUGGCUUGCCUUCUUAUCAAGCAUUGAUUAUGAUCCUACAAGAAGUUCUGCAUCUGCAAAUAUUGAAGCUUGGAGAACUAAAUGCUUUGAUUCUGUUCCUUUGCUCAUUGAGAUUAUAGAGAAUCUUAAGUUUGAAGUUGAGAAAAAAAAAUUACAAUUAUCUUGGUCAUGUAGGGAUCUUGAUAGAACUCUUAUGGCAAUCAAAAAAUUGCAAGAAAGUUCUUUGAGAAGGCAGUACUCUGCAAAGUUUGAGUGGGUAACUGGAGUACUUAUUAAGGCUAUAGAAAAUGGAGAAUGGAUAGUUCUGGAGAAUGCAAAUCUUUGCAACCCAACGGUUCUUGACAGAAUUAACUCCUUGGUUGAGCAGUCAGGAUCUAUCACUGUGAACGAGUGUGGAACUGUGGAUGGGAAUCCAGUGGUUCUCCAUCCUCAUCCUCAAUUUCGAAUGUUCCUGACCGUCAAUCCCAGCUUUGGUGAGGUUUCCCGAGCAAUGCGAAAUCGAGGGGUUGAAAUUUAUCUAAUGAAGCCCUUUUGGUUGCAUGAAGGGAAAUGCAACAGCUAUAUUGAUGAGGCUGAGCUUAGAGAUGCGAAAAGGUUUAUUAUCUUCUCUGGCAUUACAUUUAGUAAGCUGGUAGACAUGAUGGCUAAAGCACACAGUUAUGCUAAGAAUGAAGGUGCAAGGUUUGAUGUCCACAUUACAUACCUGGAACUUGCGCGCUGGGUGCAGUUAUUCAAGCGGCUUAUUACAAGUGGCAAUCAACCUAUUUGGAGUCUCCAAGUUAGUUGGGAGCAUACAUAUCUUUCUUCUUUGGGUGAGGUUGAAGGGAAAGAUGUUGUUACUCAUGCAAUCAGCUCUUAUUUGUCAGAGACGAAUUUGUCUAGGAUUGAUAAAUUUCAAGAUUCAUUAAUCUGUCUGCCUGGUGGAUGGCCAUCACCCAUGAAUACGAGGGAUUUCGUACUUUAUUCCAAGGAGACUUGUGUGAGACGAAAUUGCAUGUAUUUGGAGUUCCUGGGGGUUCAGGCAUCAUAUUCCUUUUGUUUUAGUACAUGUUCAGAAGAACAAGCUGUAAUUGCUAGUGGCUCAGAGAGAAUUUACUUGAUGGAUGUGAGAAGAUUGUAUUAUAUGAUGUUUCCCAAUGCCUCAAUGGAUAUGGUUUUAAAUCAGGUGGUGCAGAAACAAUUCAACUUGGACUUAGCCAGGAAAAUGCUAUUCUUUGCAGCUAAUUGGACAAUAGAGCAGGCCGUGGAAAGUGAUAUUGAGCUAUACCUUUGCUGGUUCAGUUGGUUUGGUUCUCAUGUAGAACCAUUUUGUACAUUUUUUAGUUCUUUUGUUGAUACCCUAAAAGAGGAGCUAAAGCACCCUGUUUGGGACCGGAUAUUCCAUUGCCGUCGGGAGCUCUUGUCUCGUAACUCAGUCAAUUUGGAAGCGUUCCCUAUCCCAAUUCUUUCAGUGGAUUUGGUUGGUUUGUCAGCUUCUAAUGACGAGGUAAAAUCUUAUGCUGGAUUUCUGAUGAAUUCCAUUAAGUGUGUGGGCUUAGUCAGACUUACCUAUGAGCAGUGGAGACUGGAGAGACAGCAUGUCCACAGUCAGAGAACGAAGUAUUUUGAGCCUCUGUUGCUUGCUUUGCAAGUAGUGGAAAAGCAAGUCCUUAAUUUACUUGUUGUCUCACAGUCUUUUGAUGUGCUUUUCCAAUUAUACAAUGGCCUCCUUGAAAAUCACAUGCUGUUCUGGAAUGGCAUCAUAUCUUCUCAUUUUGAGUCCAUUUUAAUUUCUUGGCGAUCUUUGUUGAAGAGUAUUUCAAGAAUGCACGAAUUUUUCCCAAAAGAAGUGGAUAAUUUUCUGAAGGAAAUAAGAAAUGUGGAUCCUGCGUUCUCUGAUUCUUUGAGAUCGCAAAAGUCAUUACUCUGGGUGCAUGGUGGUCAUCCCUAUAUGGCCCCUUCUGAAGAUGUAUAUCAGAAGCAGUGUCAACUUAUAAGCCUCUGUGAAAUGGUAUGGCCAAGAAAGAGACAAUUUUGGGAGCAAACUGGAAGUGAUAUACCUGCUGAAGCUGUUUUAUAUUUCAACUCAGAACUUCGCUUCCUUGCUAUGCAAGGUGUUUCCAUGUCAGCAUAUAUUAUUGGCAAUGCUGAAGAACACUUCCAUAUUGUUCAGCAUUUGGAGGAAACAUAUCAGUUGCUUUUGCGAAGAUUAGAAUUUGAGAAAUGCAAGUUGAACGCGAAUGUAAAGACUUCUGAGGACGCAUCGUGGCAGGAAAAUUUGUCCAUCUGUUGUAGUUUCCCUCCUAAUUUGUUAUGCAGAAGGAGGUCAGGUCUUGAUAGUUGGUUGGAUGAGCUGCCUAUACGCGAUGACACAAGUUUUUACCACGAUAUGGUGCUACUUAGUGAGCUAGCAAGGAUUGUCAUACUUGAUGUCAAGGAACAGCAUCAGGCUUUAUCCAACUUGACUGGCCAUAUGGAACGUGCUUUAAAUUUUUCAUUGAACUUCUCAUCACGGUCUCCGAUGGACCUCAUACCACACCAGAAGAUUUUAUGGACUGUGGAUGCAUGGUUCUCUGUCCCAGCUGUAAAUGCUAAACUUGCUAGUUUUGUACUUGAGAUGUGGUUCAGGUGGCACAGAUUUUUGUGGAUGCACUAUCCUGCUCUGGCUGAUGAUUCUGCUAGACAUUAUGCUAAUGGUAUUUUACUACCUAGUAGGCUUUCCCGGACUCUGAAAAGUGAAACUGUAGAGCGGAUUCUGCGGAAUGUAUUUUCUGUUGGAGAUUAUCCUUUGCACAGCUUGAAACUUAGAGUUGCCUCACGUGAUCUAUGGCAAGGUGGUCCCAGUGCAGUUGACAUAAAAGAUCUCCUUCUAUCUAAUGCCCAGUCUCUCUUUGAGCAGAUUAUAUAUUCUCAUAGAAAGUCAUUCUCAACAGAUAAUUUUACCAAAAUUAAGUACUUCUUCAGUUUGGCUCUGGCAAAGACCAUUACCCUAGAUGAUAUAGAUAAUGUGGUUUCUCUCCUUGCUUCUUCAAAUCACAGCAUAUUCACAUCCUUGCUUGGCGCUUUGAUCCAGCCAGUUCUCAGUGUACUUUAUACUCCCUGUGCCCAUAACUCAGAUUAUGUUCUCGGAUGUGCAUGGUUAAGGAUUGGGGGUUUAAGGUAUCAUCUGUUAACUCUUUGUAAUGAUCCUGAUCCUGCUGUUAAAUAUUCAAUAAAGUACUCACAAUUGAUGGAAAAAAUUGAUUCACUUGAGCUUGAAAUUGGGGUAAGGAGGGAGUGCGUCCUUUUGGCAGGAUCCUUCCAGUUGAGAAAAUGUGAUGAUUAUAGAGAACAGUUGUUGGAAAAUCUUCGUGCUGAUCAGAAAUCGAUGCAAAGACGGAUGAUAUUCCGCUCUGAUCCUGGAAAGUAUAAGAAGUUGAAACAUGAGCUUGAUGAGUUUCGUAAUGAUACAGCUUCUGUUAGUUGGAUAAACAAUAUCUUGAGCAUGCAUGUUGAACAAAUAAUUGACCAAAUUCAGAAUUGGCAGGAAAAGGCUUCAAGUUUUAUUGAGCGAUUGUCAGAUGAGUACUCUGCAUAUGGUGAUGUUAUUGAACCAGUUCAGGUUGCAAUAUAUGAAAUGAAGUUAGGCUUAUCACUUGUUCUUUCAACUGCCUUGGCUAAAAAGAUUCUAGAGAGGAUAGGGCAGCAAGAUAUGGAAUUCGUUUUGUCUACAGUUUAUUCUUUUAUGAGAUUCCCAAGAACGUUUUCUUCAAAAGCUGUUAAGAUUCAGAACUGGCAAAAGAAGCUUACUUCCUGUAAAAUUGAAUUACCUUCUAACAUUGGGGCAUUGGAUUUGAAGCUUCUUGAAAAUCUAAUUACUAUCAGUAGGGAUUUCAAUUCAGAGAGAGUGAUCUCUGUCAUAUAUUUCAGAAUUGCCAUCUAUAAGAAUGUUCUUGUUCGGAUUACACAAUUCAUUUCUGAGGUCCAUCUUUUGGAUAAUGCAUCCUUUAGACUAUUGGAUAAAAUAUUUGGUGAGAUUGCAAGCUGUUGGAUGGAUAUGAAACUUCAACUGAAGGAAAAGGAACAUGAUGAAGCUCAACAAUUCAAGUUCAGACCCCGUGCAAUUAAGGUGGAGAACAUAAUUGAGAUUGAUAUAUCGACUCUACAAAGUUCUGUUGCAAGUGACAGUUUCACAGAGUGGCAGGAAUUGUUUGCUGGAGAAGAAUCAACAGAAAAGAACAGACUUGAUGAGGUUCACGAGAGUUUGGAGGAAGAGUGGAACAUCUUAGAGGAAUCGGUUUUAAAUGACAUAGUUGAUAUCCAUAAUCAACUAUUUGGCUCUGUGGAUCUUUGUAGAAAUCCUGGAAUUGUUAAGGUAGCUGAUGAGCAAAAAUUAUCUGCCUUCAUUGACUCUUACUCACUGGGAUUAAGAAUGAUCAGAAGUUUAGAGGGUAUAAUUUCUUCUAAUUUUGAUUCUAAGCUUAUACCAGAACACAUACUUCGCAUCUGCUUGGAGAAAGAAAACCUGUUUAUCACUCCCCAUAAACCUGGUCGUUCAUACAAUUUUUACAAGGAUUCAAAUCCCUCUAUGAUGGCUAAAAUGGUGGAGCCACUUGCACAGCUUAAGCAGCGCAUACUUGUGCUUUUACACGAGUGGGAUGGUCAUCCUGCUUUUCAGAAGAUUGUGGAUGCUAUUGAUAUGGUUUUGUCUAUACCUCUAAGUACUCCUGUUGCCAAAGUUCUUUCAGGCUUGCAAUUUUUGCUGAACAAGGUGUGGACAUUGCAGGCAACUGUCGCAAAAAUUCCUCUUUCAGAUUAUCUGAAACCAAUAUUUGCUAUGGUCUCUUCAUUGCAGAAGUUGGAAUUUGAAUCUUGGCCUGCCUUGCUUGAUGACGUUCAAGUACAGUUUGAAGUUAAUGCUGGGAGGUUGUGGUUUCCAUUAUAUUCUGUUCUUCAGCGUCAUUAUUCAGCUGUAGAUAAUGAUUAUGAUGGAAAAACCAUACAGAGUUUGGACGAUUUUAUACACAUGUCUAGCAUUGGUGAAUUUAAAAGACGUCUCCAACUAUUGCUUGCCUUUCAUGGCCAACUCCAUAAUGGUCAAUGUCAGGGAUCGUAUUCAAGUCUUUUCCAAGUGAAACUUGUGAAGAUUUUGUACAAUACAUUUGGAUUUUAUGUGCAAUUCUUGCCAAAGAUUUUGGAACAUAUUGGAGCUAACAGAAGAACUAUUGAGACGGAGUUGAAAGAUCACCAGAAAUUGUGUCGGUGGGAGCACACUGAGGACUAUCUUAGCAUAGAAAACUCAAGAAGAGCCCGCCAAAAGUUGAGGAAGAUAGUAGACAAGUACACUGACCUAUUAAAUCAACCUGUUGCACUUUUCCUCAUCCAAGAAGUUGCAAGAAAUGGUGUGAGCCAACCAAUGCAAGGCCCACAGCUCAGCCCAGUCUACUCUUACGACAGUAACAGAAAGCUUCUCGAUGUUAUCUGCAAUCAGACCAAGUUUAGAGAUGAGGACAGCCAAAAGAAAGCUAAGCUGCUUUUACAAGCUUCACAUCUUGUGAGGAAGGUUGAGGUUGAUAUCUCAAAUGUUUCGCUGGAGGAUAUCAGAGAGGUAACAAGCCUCAUCAAAAAUAUUUUGCCUUCCCAGCUCCUGCUGGAAAAGGGAAACCAAAUCCUGGAUACAAUCUGGACAGUUUGCAGCUCAGUUAUUCACUGCGGUGAUCUUUGGAAGGAUGAGAACAAACAUUUCGGGAAGAGGAGAGCUUUUUCUGAUCUUCUAAAGCUCUUAGAAAGUUGUGGAUUAUCAAAGCAUAGGUCAACUUUCAUGGAGGAUCAGUUCAAUGACAAAAAAUUCAGAUAUUGGCUGCUUCAGCCAUCCUAUGAUGUGCAGCAUCUACUAAUGCAAGGCGGUGCCUCUUAUGGGGAUGUGAACAUUGCAGCUUCAAGCAACCUUAAGAGUUUGUCUUCUGGAAGUUUAGAGAGCGAAUGGAAAACAGCUAACAAAUUCUACUUCAGUGGCCUUGCAUCAAUGCAUGUUGUGGAGCAAAUUUGCCUGAAUUUCCAUAAAGAUUUUACUCUGGAGCAGGUUAAAAGGUCCUGUUCUUUCCUUGAUCACCUCAUUGCAAUUCAACAAGAUCAACGUGCUGCUGCCUAUCAUUUUUCGGAGGAACUUAAAGAUCUGAGAGAAUGUCUUUGGCCUUUAGCAAAUUUGUUCCCAGACUCUUUUCUGGGACCAGCCAGUUGUGAAUGGUCCUUUCCUGAGAACCAAAAUGUCAUAUUUAAUUGCAUGUGGCAGCAGAAGCAACUUCUUGACAAUUUGUCUACCAUGAUAUCUGAAGUGCAAUUGUUGGUACAAAAGGUAGAGCAUAAUCACUUAAACUCCUGUUCCAACGUCAAAGAUACAGCUAAGCAGAUUUUUUGCAUCAUUGAGAAAUUUGUCCCGGAGCUUCAGAGCUCUAAGGGUCUGCUGGAUCUUCAUCUUCUUGGCGAUAACAGAGCUAAAGCCACUUGUGAAGCUUUACUGCUUCCAUAUGGUGUUACAAAACAAAUGGAACAAUUGGUAAAUGACAACUUCAAGUGGAUAAGAACAUUUAAGGACAACCUCAGUGCUUUUAGCAGGGAAGACAGGGAGGGAGCAACAGUUAAAGCAAUAUUACUUGGACACUUCGAAGAGGUUUUUGAGAAGGCUAGUUUCAUGGCCGAACAGUAUAGUUCUGAUUUGAAAGCAAGAAAGCAAUCAGAAAAUGUUUCUGAAGAUGCCAACCUUCAUAUAGAAAACACUAUUGGAGUGGGCUUCCUGGAUCCAUUUAAGGAAAUAUAUAGAAGUAUAUCAGAUGCAUUCCAUGUGAUGCUCUCACAGAAGAAUGGACCUGUUUUUGGUGAAGAGUCACCAAGCAAUAUUAGUGAAUGGAAAAGCUUUUUCGAAGCAGAUACUCAACGCUUGAAGUUGGACUUUAUCUGUGACAAAUUGGUGCAGAUAACUAAUAAUGCUGGAGAGCAGCUGAACCAUUGCAGUAAGACAAAUACAUGCUCUCUUUUUCAAGCACAUUUGAGGAUUCUAUACUCAUUGUUAAACGUGAUCUUGGCCUUUGGUGAUGGUCUUCUGCAUGAUUUUCUCAAUAUGCAUAGGAUGGUCUCAGUCAUGACUUAUGUGCUUGCAGAGAUUUUUGCUUUGUUAUUUGCAAAAGGAUUUGGCAUUCCAGAAGACCAAGUUAAGGAAUCUGAAUGUGAAACAAGACAAGAUGCUAGUGGAACCGGUAUGGGUGAGGGUGCAGGACUAAAUGAUGUCAGUGAUCAGAUAAAUAAUGAAGAUCAACUUCUUGGGACUUCUGAAAAGAAUUGUGAGGGGCAGGAUGGUUUAAGUGAUCCUCCAAGUAGAAGUGAUAAAGGAAUAGAGAUGGAACAUGAUUUUGGUACUGAUGUCCUUAGUGUUAAUGAGGAACCUAUGGAUGAUUAUGGUGGCAGUGGAGACGAGCAAUUGGAAUCUGCAAUGGGGGAAACUGGUGCUGAUAGUGAAAUUGCUAAAGAGAAACCCUGGGAGAAGAGUGAUGAUGAAAAUCCCAUGGGCAUGGAAGAGAAGUAUGAGUCUGGGCCACCAGUGGAAGACUAUGAAACUAAUGAUAGGGAGCUUCGAGCUAAGCAAGAUCCAGUUUCUGUUGAUGAAGCUGGGGAGAACAAUCCUGAAGAAUUUGACAAAAAAGAUGUGGAAAAUGGAGAAGAAGCUGCUCCUGACGGCAAGGAAGAUGCGAUGAUGGACAAAGACAAUGCAUACUCAGAUCCUAGUGGGUUGAAGAUUGAUGAGCCAAACCAAGAUUUUGAUGAAGAUGAAGCAAACGGAACUGAACUCAUGGAAGAUCAUGUAAUGGAAGAACUACAAGAUCCAGCUGACAGUGAGAACGAGGAGGAAAAGGAUGUUGAAAUGGAUGGAACUUUGGAUGAGAAAGGUUCUAACAAUUUGACAGACAGCCAAGAAAGUGAUCAUGAAAAUGAUACAAUGGGCUCUGGGGAGCCAAAGGAACCUCUGCAAAUGGGAACUUCUGAGCAAAUGAAUGAUGAUAUUUCAACUUUGCAAUCUGCAAAUAAACCAAAUGCAGAAUCUAGUGCUGUAGGUUUGGGUGAUGUUGUACCAGAAGCAAAAUGGUCAGAUGCCAGUGAUGUUCAAGAUGAUCUUGCUCCUAUCAGAGGCUUACCUGAUUCCUCUGCCAUUGAACUUCCUGUUACUGACACAUCAAAUGGUAGCAAACUAGGCAAUAGUCGUUUUGAUGCGCCUAUGCCACUAAGGGAAGACUCAAUUCAGAAAACAAAACCAAAUCCUUUGCGUAGUGUUGGAGAUGCACUUGAUGGAUGGAAAGAACGAGUUAAAGUGUCUAUGGAUCUUGAGGAAAAUGUCAAUGACACUGGUGAUUUCAAUGAGGAAAAUGCAAAUGAAUAUGGAUACACUGCUGAAUUUGAGAAGGGAACAGCCCAAACACUUGGACCAGCAACAAAUGACCAGAUUGACAAAAAUAUGAGUGGAAAGGAUCUGGAAAAAGAUACUGAAACUAAAGGAGUAGACCAUGGCAUUGAUAUGGAGUUUGAAAAUCAGCCAUCUGACAGACAACAUAUGCUGAGUUCGGCUUUGAAUCAUGGAAAUGAUUUGGAAAGACAAUCAGAAAGCUUGGACUUAGGGAAGCAUUCAGAGGAAUCUUCAGGACUUCAUGGGAAUCAUGAUGAGGACACGAGGUUAUCACAGAGUUUGGUGUCUAUCAAUAGGUCUUACUUGACUGAGGACAUAAAUCAACUCAGCAAGCUUUCUGUGAGUGAUGACGAGCUUGGUAAGGCCAAUUUUCUUGAAGAAAUUUCCAGUGAUGUGAGACAUAAUGCUGCUACAGUGUGGAGAAGAUAUGAACUACUCACUACAAGAUUGUCACAAGAGUUGGCUGAACAGCUCCGGCUUGUCAUGGAACCCACUUUAGCUAGCAAGCUCCAGGGUGAUUACAAGACUGGCAAAAGGAUUAACAUGAAGAAGGUGAUUCCUUAUAUUGCAAGUCAUUACCGUAAAGACAAAAUAUGGCUAAGGAGGACACGGCCAAAUAAACGCAAUUACCAGGUGGUCAUUGCUGUGGAUGAUUCCCGUAGUAUGCAGGAAAGUCGUUGCGGAGAUGUAGCUAUUGAAGCUUUGGUCACAGUUUGUCGUGCAAUGUCUCAAUUGGAAGUUGGUAACUUAGCUGUUGCAAGCUUUGGGAAGAAGGGCAACAUAAGAUUGCUCCAUGAUUUUGAUCAGCCAUUUACUGGAGAAGCUGGUAUAAAGAUGAUCUCAAGCUUGACAUUUAGUCAAGAGAAUACAAUAGCUGAUGAACCAGUAGUUGAUCUAUUGAAAUAUUUGAACAAUAUGCUGGAUGCUGCAGUAGCAAAUGCACGACUACCUUCAGGACAUAAUCCCCUGCAGCAACUUGUUUUGAUAAUUGCAGAUGGCAGGUUCCAUGAGAAGGAAAACCUUAAACGUUGUGUGAGAGAUAUCUUGAGUAGAAAACGUAUGGUUGCAUUUUUGUUACUGGAUAGCCCUGAAGAGUCAAUCAUGGACCUGAUGGAAGCAACAUUUCAAGGUGGAAAUGUCAAGUUCUCCAAGUAUUUAGAUUCCUUUCCUUUCCCGUAUUAUGUGGUUCUGAAGAACAUUGAGGCACUACCUAGAACACUUGCUGAUCUAUUGAGACAAUGGUUUGAGCUUAUGCAAUAUUCUAGGGACUAAAUAUAUGGGAGUGCCAAUGUCGUGAUAGUAACUGGUGCUGAUCGGUGAUAGAUCAUACAAACUUCAUCUACCCAGCACCCCUCUUCCUCUUACGUGGUUCGGGAGAGACAUCUUGCUGGCUCGAGGCAGUCGACGAACGAUUAAGAACUAAUGAUAGUGAAUGGGCUUUGUUCCGCAUGAUGCUGUCCACUGGCGGAAAUGCAGUGGCUCGCAGAGGUGAAGACGAAGCUAAGGGUGCCUUCUUGUGUAUGUGGUUCGGUCAGUCUGGUGGUUAGCAUGAACCACCCCGUGCAGUCUGGGCUUCGUGAGGCUCAUUCAGAGUACUUGGGACUUCUGCAAACGGGAGAGGGAAAGAGGAUGUACCACACUUUCCUGGAUGGACUCCUGACGUAUACGGUCAUCGAGAAAUUCCGACCUCUGUCUCUGAGGAGUCCUUUCUAAAAUUAACAUUUUAGGUUUCACAUUGAGUCAGUCGUCGUUUAAGAGUUGCUAUAUGCACGUCGAAGGCGAUUAAGAAGUUCGAUGCUGCUGUCUCCUUGGAAAAAAAAGGCUGAAUGGUUUUGUUUGUAACCGACCAAAUUUCUGGUAGGGUAGAAUCAAGCUUCUUCUUCCGAUGGAUAUGCAAAAUAACAUGCUUUUGAGUUGUACCAAUUGUAAUUGGAAUGGAGUUCUAAACUGAAAUUUUGUAGAUGUUAUUUCAAUUUUCUGUGUGCCA